AUGUACAGUGAGUGGUACUCUCAUCUGCUACCUUACUACUCGUUUGAUCAGUUUGUUCAUAAAGUCCAACGAGUCGCUUCUACUAAGCGUGUCAAGUGUGUAAUUAGUCAUGGUGCUCUCCUUGGCAUUUUGAGCCUUCUGCUUCACAACCAUAAGAAGAGCAUUAAGAAGGAAUCUUGCUGGACAAUCUCAAACAUCACUGCUGGAAACAGGACUAGAUUCAGAGAUUUAUGUGUUCAUCUUGCUGUGUGUGAAGCGGGGUUGAUUUGCCCCCUCGUCAUUCUGCUUCAGAAUGCAGAGUUUGAUAUAAAGAAAGAAGCUGCAUGGACAGUAUCAAAUGCAACGUCUGGCGGUUCUCCUGACCAGAUCAAGUGUUACAUACUAACCAUUUAAGAUGAUCAAUAAUUUCUUAAAUUUUCCUACUUAAAUAUAAUAUUGUGAAAUAUGAGCAAUUUAUAAGGGAUAUCUUCUCUAUUAAAAGAGAAGUACCAAAUUUAUCUACUAUUUAGAAGUCAUAUUGGACCAUGUUAUUAAUUACUUAAUUGACAUAUUUUAUUGUUACAUUAACCAGUCAAAUAUAUAUGAUUUUCACAAUAUCUUAAUAACU
Molecule: messenger RNA, 607 nt
Organism: Eruca vesicaria subsp. sativa (arugula)
Lineage: Eukaryota; Viridiplantae; Streptophyta; Magnoliopsida; Brassicales; Brassicaceae
Source: the annotation of a GenBank genome assembly